Molecule: messenger RNA, 2072 nt
Organism: Tympanuchus pallidicinctus (lesser prairie-chicken)
Lineage: Eukaryota; Metazoa; Chordata; Aves; Galliformes; Phasianidae
Gene: GNAI3
Product: G protein subunit alpha i3
Exons: 9
Coding region: 145-1209 (354 amino acids)
Biological process (GO): adenylate cyclase-modulating G protein-coupled receptor signaling pathway
Cellular component (GO): heterotrimeric G-protein complex
Molecular function (GO): G protein-coupled receptor binding; GTPase activity; G-protein beta/gamma-subunit complex binding
Source: RefSeq, a predicted model, not a curated record
CGGUCGCGGCGGGCGGAUAUCCGGCGCCGCCUGCGGGAGCCGCCCCGGCUGAGGGAGAGGCGCGGUUCGGCUCCGCUCCGGCCCUUCUCUUCUCGCUCCGUUCCUGCCCGGUCCCGGCCCGGCGGCCGCCGCCCCGCCGCCGCCAUGGGCUGCACGCUGAGCGCCGAGGACAAAGCGGCGGUGGAACGGAGCAAAAUGAUCGACCGCAACUUACGGGAGGACGGCGAGAAGGCGGCCAAGGAGGUGAAGCUGCUGCUGCUGGGUGCUGGCGAGUCUGGCAAAAGCACCAUUGUGAAGCAGAUGAAGAUUAUUCACGAGGACGGCUACUCGGAGGAGGAAUGCAAACAGUAUAAAGUGGUUGUCUACAGCAAUACUAUCCAGUCCAUCAUUGCCAUCAUAAGAGCCAUGGGAAGGCUAAAGAUAGACUUUGGGGAAGUUGCCAGAGCAGACGAUGCCCGCCAGCUCUUCGUGCUGGCUGGAAGUGCAGAGGAGGGGGUGAUGACGGCCGAGCUGGCUGGAGUGAUCAAGAGGCUGUGGCGGGAUGCUGGGGUGCAGGCCUGCUUCAGCAGAUCCAGGGAGUACCAGCUGAACGACUCUGCCUCCUAUUACCUGAACGACUUGGAUAGAAUAUCCCAGCCGACCUACAUUCCGACCCAGCAGGACGUGCUGCGCACCAGGGUGAAAACGACAGGCAUUGUGGAGACACACUUCACCUUCAAGGACCUCUACUUCAAGAUGUUUGAUGUCGGUGGGCAGCGGUCGGAGCGCAAGAAGUGGAUCCACUGCUUUGAAGGUGUCACAGCAAUCAUCUUCUGUGUGGCCCUCAGCGAUUAUGACCUCGUCUUGGCCGAGGAUGAAGAAAUGAACCGAAUGCACGAGAGCAUGAAACUGUUUGACAGCAUCUGUAACAACAAAUGGUUCACAGACACGUCCAUCAUUCUUUUCCUGAACAAGAAGGACCUGUUUGAGGAGAAGAUUAAGAAGAGCCCUCUAACGAUCUGCUACCCAGAGUACACAGGCUCCAACACGUACGAGGAGGCGGCCGCCUACAUCCAGUGUCAGUUUGAGGACCUGAACAGGAGGAAAGACACCAAGGAGAUCUACACGCACUUCACCUGCGCCACCGACACCAAGAACGUGCAGUUCGUGUUCGACGCCGUGACGGACGUCAUCAUCAAGAACAACCUGAAGGAGUGCGGCCUCUACUGAAGUUCUUCCAGAGCGCCCUUGGCAGAAGCAGACUUUGCUGCCUCGCGGGGGGACGGCGGCGUGAGCGGGACCAGGGGGCUGAAAGCAGCAUGCAGAAUCGUCGCGUUCUUUAGCACAACCUUCUGUAUUUGGGACCUGUGAGCUGGUGGGGUGUCGAGGUUGGGGCAGGGCGGCCCUGGCGGGGCUCUGCGUCGCCCUGACGUCGUUUGGAUGGCGUGACCCAAACGUGUACAGCUGUUGUGGAUCGAGGUGCUGGGUUCCAGGCCUUCCAUAUGUAGCUUUCUCUCUUUCUUUGGUUACCAAACCACCACUAGUCUGUUUUUAAGGUGUUUUGUUUCGUUAUUAUUAUUAUUAUAUUUUUUCCCAUUGAGAAAACCGUAACUUUACUAAACUGCCUUUCUUUCUUCGCAGAAGAUUCUUGUUUUAAACAAAAUAAAAACCAACAGAAACUAUCACUGAUCUAUGCACACGUGAGCAGACCGUGCCCAAGCGCUCCUCUUAGCAGGACCUCUCUGUUUUUAACACUUGGUAUUUCUGCCCUGUCUCCCAGGCCCUGGUGCUGUGGCCACGCGUUGGCAGCGCAGGAGGGCAGGAGCAGUGCUGAUGUUGCUGUCGGUGGGCAGGCUGAGCUCUGUGCUGCUGGAGGCCGAUGGCCCACGGCCUUUCGGUGCGGGGUCUGUGUGGACAGCAUGCCUUUACUCUGUCUAUGUGGUGCCAAAUCCCCCUUUGCCAUCGUUUUCCCCGUAGUGACGUUCGUGCCCCGUCGCUCCGUUCCUUUGCUGAAGCGUCACCCCGGGGCUCUUUCUCAUUGUGUACAGUUCUGAUCUGUUGUAGCUGUUGGCAGUAUUAAAGUGGUGAGUGAA